Messenger RNA from Yamadazyma jaroonii, 426 nucleotides. The record is from the annotation of a GenBank genome assembly. NCBI's taxonomy places the organism in Eukaryota, Fungi, Ascomycota, Pichiomycetes, Serinales, Debaryomycetaceae.
AUGGCUAGAAUUUCAUCCAGUUCUCGUAGUAACUAUACUACCAAUUCCAUUCGAAGAGACCGUAAUAGAGAAACUGGUUUAUAUAGAAACUUACCAGGAGAUCCACCAAGUAGACCAGUGGUCAAAAGACGAUAUAGACCAGGUACAAAGGCUUUACAAGAAAUUAGAAAAUUUCAAAAGAAUACUGACUUGUUAUUAAGAAAAUUACCUUUUGCUAGAUUAGUUAAAGAAGUUGCUGAAAACUAUGUUGGUAUGGAUUAUGGAAUUAGAUGGCAAAGUAAUGCAGUUUUAGCUUUACAAGAAGCAUGUGAAGCUUAUUUAAUCCAUCUUUUAGAAGAUACGAAUUUAUGUGCAAUUCAUGCUAAAAGAGUUACUAUAAUGCAAAAGGAUAUUCAAUUAGCAAGAAGAAUAAGAGGUAAUAUAUGA